This is a messenger RNA of Naegleria gruberi, 1977 nucleotides long. RefSeq lists its product as uncharacterized. Lineage: Eukaryota; Heterolobosea; Eutetramitea; Acrasida; Naegleriidae. The coding region runs from base 1 to 1977 and encodes 658 amino acids. Gene Ontology annotation, biological process: transmembrane transport. Gene Ontology annotation, cellular component: membrane. The transcript has 2 exons. Gene Ontology annotation, molecular function: ATP hydrolysis activity; ABC-type oligopeptide transporter activity; ATP binding. The record is from RefSeq and is a predicted model, not a curated record.
AUGACUGAAACACAUGCAUUGGAUUAUCAGAUAGAGAUUAAGGAUGACAAGCCUACCGAUCACAAAUUAGAUAUAGAUGCACUUACACCAAGAGAUGAGAAGGCAACUAAUCCAGCUGCAUUAUCUAGAAACCCAUUCAAGAGAAGAAGACAGAAGAGAAAAUUGAAUGCAUUGGAGAAGAUGAAAGACGAAAUUCCAGAUCCAAGAGAACCAAAAAUUGGAUUCAAAGAUCACUUGAUUCUACUGAAAUUAAUUGGUUUCAAGAAUUGGGUAUUGAUCUUUUUUGCAACUGUUGGUGCUGGAGGUGCAGGUGUUAUUGGUUUAUGCUUUCAAUUUAUUUUGGGAGAUUUGAUUAAUAGUUUGGCAACCAUCAUGUCAGAUUCAAAUGCAUUGAGAGAUGAAGUUAAUUCAAUUGCUGGAAAAUUUGCUAUUGUUGCUCUGGGUGCUGUGAUUGCAAACUUUAUGAAUCAAUUCUUUAAUACUUUGGCUUCAGAGACAAUCAGUAGAACAUUGAGACAGAAAUAUUUUGAAUCAUUGACAGCUCAAGAAAUGGCAUUCUUCGAUAUUAAGAAAGUUGGUCAACUGGCCUGCAUUUCCAGUGAUGAUGUUGCCAUUGUUCAAGAAAUUUACACUUCCAAAUGGUCAACCUUCUUCCAACAAGUAGUUCAAGUAGUGGUUGGUCUCAUUCUCGCAUUCAUCAGCUCUUGGAAGAUGUCUCUCGUCAUCAUUUCAACAAGUCCAAUUAUCUUUGUUUUGAUUUGUGGUGUUUCACAAGGUAUCAAGAAGUUGUCAAAGAAAACAUCAGAAGCAAAUGAACAUGCAUCUGCAAUUGCAACUGAAAUUGUUUCAUCAAUUAAGACCGUAAGAUCAAUGGGUGGAGAGCCAAAGGAAAGAAUUAGAUAUAGAAAUGAUUUGAAGAAAGUUCACAAGUAUGGUUUAUUCAAGUCCAUUCUUCAGGGAUUCGUUUUCUUCGUUUUGAGUUUCACCAUUUGGGGGACUGUUGCAUUGGCCUUUUGGUUUGGAGGUAAUUUAACCGUAGACGGUGAGAUUAGUAUCGGAAGCAUGUUUAGAGUCUUUGGUUUAUCAUUGAUGGCUGUCAUGGCUUUAUCAAAUGCUGGUACCUUCUUUACAGAAUAUGCCAAAGCCAUUCAAAGUCAAACUUCGUUAUUGAAGGUAAUUAGAAGAGUUCCUGAAAUUCCAUUCAAGGGUGGUAAAACAAUUGAAAAUCUCAAAGGUGAUAUCUCUAUUAAGAAUAUUGAUUUUAUCUAUCCAGCCAGACCAAACACCACGGUAUUGAAGAGCUUUAGUUUGGAAAUCAAAACUGGUCAAGCUGUUGCAUUUGUUGGUCCAUCUGGAUCUGGUAAAUCAACCAUUGUUGGAUUAAUUGAAAGAUUUUACAAUCCAGUUAAGGGUAACAUUUCGAUUGAUGGUGUUGAUAUUUCAGAAUUGGACCCAAUGUGGCUUCACCAAGUUGUUGGUAUUGUAAACCAAGAACCAACCCUUUUUGCUUGCUCAAUCAGAGAUAACAUUACGUAUGCUUGUAGAAGACCUGUCUCUCAAGAAGAAGUUGAAGAAGCUGCCAAAGCUGCCAAUUGCCAUAGUUUCAUUUCAGAUUUGCCAGAAGGAUAUACCACCUUGUUGGGUGAGAAGGGUGUUUCAUUGUCAGGCGGUCAAAAACAAAGAAUUGCCAUUGCUCGUGCCUUAUUACAAGAUCCAAAGAUUUUACUCUUGGAUGAAGCAACCUCUGCAUUGGACACUGAAUCAGAAACAUUGGUUCAAGCUGCUCUCGACAAAUUAAUGAAGGGAAGAACAACCAUUUGUAUCGCUCACAGACUUUCAACUGUUAAAAACUCAGACAUGCUGUGUGUUCUUUCUAAGGGAGUUCUCGUUGAGCAAGGAAAACAUGAAGAAUUGAUUCAAAUUCCAGAUGGUGUAUAUAAGAAGUUAGCCGAGAAGCAAAUGAUGUUUGCUCACUAA